Molecule: messenger RNA, 8654 nt
Organism: Pelmatolapia mariae (spotted tilapia)
Lineage: Eukaryota; Metazoa; Chordata; Actinopteri; Cichliformes; Cichlidae
Gene: igf2bp2a
Product: insulin-like growth factor 2 mRNA binding protein 2a
Exons: 16
Coding region: 2115-3950 (611 amino acids)
Biological process (GO): regulation of gene expression; nervous system development
Cellular component (GO): cytoplasm; cytosol; nucleus
Molecular function (GO): mRNA 3'-UTR binding
Source: RefSeq, a predicted model, not a curated record
GCAAGGAUACCAUAAAAAUUAAUGCAAGUUAGAAGCAAGAAAAAUUCACAAAGAUGUUUUUUUUCACUACCAAAAAAAGGGGAAGACCAGCAGAAAGACACCAGCAACCAGUGACCACACCUUGGAAAGUGCAUAAGCCUAUUUAUUUCCAUAUUCUACCACAAGUCUACAUGUGCAGUAUGUGUGUAGUGAGUUUUGUUCAGCAGUUCUCAGCACGUUCCCCAAAUGUCACAUCCCUUCCACUCUCAGCUCAAUUUUCCCCUCAGAGUGGAAAUAAUUUUUGGGUGGCUGGCGUGAUUUGUCAGCACACUGACCUAAUUGGGCAUAACACAUAAAAAGAACACAUGUAAACAAACCCUGCUUUUCACGGGGAAAUGCAAAUGCGGCGCUUGGAUGUGAUUUUAUGACUUCUAUACUGAUCAUGGGGAGUGGUAACAUUAAUAAAGUAGCUAUUAAUGCGUUUAAAGCGACUUAAUGACUUGUUUGAAUGGUGAUUCUGAUCUCUAAGCAUAAAGACCCAAGACAACUGUGUUAGCAGGUCACCUAGGAAAGUAACUAAAGAGCUUGUUUUGUAAAUAGGCCACAGUUUGGACAUUCCUCUGUUCGCAUACUGACGUAAACAGGGCAGGGAUGGUCAGUCCUGCUGCUGCUGGCACUAUCUCCACUACAGUGGGGUGGCAGUAAUGUUCCAAGGCACAGGCCAGUCACAUGUAGAAACACUCAGCUGCUGUAAGCACGAGGCUCCUCCCCCUUCUUCGGUAGUGUAGGUAGAAGGACUACACAUCCAUGCACGAGCACUGCAGCCACAACCUUUCACUGACAUUUCAGCCUUUGUUUGAAAUUCGCCUUACAUACUUAGCCGUGCUUCCCUCCCAAACACACCCAUCCGUGCGCACACACAAAAGAGACGGGAUGCUACAUCAUGCGUAGGGUAAUAUAUAUAUACAUAUAUAUAUAUAUCUGAGUGGCCUGAGUGGCACCGCAUGGAGGGCGCAUGCAGCACAAGGCCUGGGAUCCCCUCACUCCUUCUUAUCAGCAGCUUAAAAUAAAUAUUUGCUCCUUUUUUACAAUUUGCGCACGGGUGCUGUUGGUAUUAUUCAAGGCUUAAAAAUGGAAACCGUCGCCACCUUUAAUUAAAAAGUGUAAAAGCCAAUAAGAGAUAUUGGUGCCAAAACAGGGGCCUCUGGUAAGGCUGUAUAAGUCAUGAAUAUAAGUAGUAAUAAGUAGCUAAUUCACCAUUAUUCCUGCAAGGACAGCGUGUACAGGCAAGCCAAGCUUUCACUUUCUGUAUUACUUAAGACAGUUGCGUUCAUAUUCUCUCUUUUUUGUUGUUGGUGUUUGUUUUUUGAUUUGUUACAGCUUUAUAAUUAUAGUCAGAUUUUACAAGAUCACAAAUAUUACCUGAGGUGGUCUUAUUGGAGUGUAAUAUAUGCGUAAUAACAGGUGUUCACGGUCGAGGAUUGGGCCCACAUCUUACACGCCGCCAUAAAUCCAUAUUUUUAUGUGGCUCAUACAUAAAUAAAAGGCAAACUGUGGGGAUCAGUGACACUCUUUGAGUCGACAAGUGCAGUGACAACGACUUGAUUUUCCACACAGUAGCUCUUUUUUUUCCUUUCUUCACUCCCCCAGCCUGGAGGGACCCGUGGCACGGCCCUUAUUAUGAUUUGAUAAUAUAACCCCUCUGCCUCCUUUAAGCCCAUCCCUUUGCUGAAUGUACCCACUGCUCAUCAUGCCACUUUCAUACCCUACUGCACUUUCUGUGCUAGGAGAGCAGCAGUGAACCCACAUGCACCUCCAAACAAUUUUUUUCUUGUGAUUUUAAGGGAGAUUUUAUUUAGAGGCGGUGCUUGUUGGCUCCAGAGUAGCGUCGUAGCGACGACACUUUUCCCUCAGUCCCUGUUAAAAGAGUUUGGCCAGGGCCAGUUGGUGCCGGGGGGUCGCCUAUAGCUUAGUACUAUCCUGGGGGGUGAUUGCUGCGUCUUUUUUUUAAUCCCAGCAGAUUUUUUUCUAUUUUAUUUUCUAUUUUAUUUUUUUUAAUUUUUUCUACUUCUCUGAAUAUCGCCAUUCUCUCACUCUAAGAUCUGAUACCCCUUCGAGAUUUUUCCUUUCAGAUCAUGAACAAACUAUAUGUUGGGAAUUUAAGUCCUUCGGUCACUGUCGAGGACUUGAAGCAGCUCUUUGGGGAGAGGAAGCUGCCAGUGGCCGACCAGGUCCUACUGAAAUCCGGCUAUGCUUUUGUGGACUUCCCCGAUCAGAACUCGGCCAUAAAGGCUAUAGAGACUCUUUCUGGUAAAGUUGAAUUACACGGAAAGGUGAUAGAGGUAGACUACUCUGUUCCCAAAAAACUAAGGAGUCGGAAGAUCCAGAUCCGGAACAUUCCCCCUCAUCUACAGUGGGAGGUUUUGGAUGGCCUUCUAGCUCAGUAUGGUACUGUAGAAAACGUGGAACAAGUGAACACUGAUACAGAAACAGCAGUGGUGAAUGUUACAUACGCAACCAAGGAGGAAGCUAAAGUAGCCAUCGAGAAGUUGACAGGACACCAGUUCGACGACUACUCCUUCAAGGUGUCAUAUAUCAUGGACACGGAUGCUGCUCCACCUGUCCAGGCUCCCCGCACGCGUCGUGGGGGUCGGACUUCGCGGGACCAGGGCUCCUCUCAGCCCGGGCCAUCAGGAGGCUACGGAUCUCCACGCCCCAGACAACACGACUUCCCACUGCGCAUGCUCGUGCCUACUCAGUUUGUGGGAGCCAUCAUCGGCAAGGAAGGCAACACCAUCAAGGAUGUCACCAAACAGACGCAGUCAAAGGUAGACAUUCAUCGGAAGGAAAAUGCAGGUGCAGCUGAAAAACCCAUCACCAUCCACUCAACACCCGAGGGCUGCUCCGCCGCCUGUCGCAUGAUCCUGGACAUCAUGCAGAAGGAGGCCAACGAGACCAAGACGACGGAGGACAUCCCUCUGAAAAUCCUUGCCCACAACAGCCUUGUGGGUCGGCUGAUUGGCAAGGAGGGCCGCAACCUGAAGAAAAUCGAGGAGGAGACAGGGACCAAGAUAACCAUCUCCUCGUUACAAGACUUAACUAUUUACAACCCUGAGAGGACCAUCACGGUGAAGGGCAGCGUAGAUGCGUGUUGUAAAGCUGAGGUGGAAAUCAUGAAGAAACUGAGGGAAGCCUACGAGAAUGAUAUUGCUGCUAUAAAUCAACAGGCCAACUUGAUCCCGGGCUUGAACCUGAACGCUCUGGGCAUCUUCUCCUCUGGUCUGCCGGUGCUGCCCCCUGCUGCUGGACCACGUAGCGCUGUGCCUGCUGUGGCGCCAGCAGGGUACAACCCAUUCUUAAGUCACUCUUCACAUCUCAGUGGCCUGUAUGGGGUUCCUCCAGCAAGUGCCAUCCCCCACCAGCACUCACAACAGGCUCCAGAACAGGAGGUUGUCUACCUCUUUAUUCCAACUCAGGCAGUCGGGGCCCUGAUCGGCAAGAAGGGUCAGCACAUCAAACAACUUGCCCACUUUGCCGGAGCUUCCAUCAAGAUCGCUCCGGCUGAGAGUCCAGAUGUUACUGAGAGGAUGGUCAUCAUUACUGGAACCCCAGAAGCUCAGUUUAAGGCCCAAGGUCGGAUAUUUGGAAAGCUGAAAGAGGAAAACUUCUUCUCUGCGAAGGAGGAGGUCAAACUGGAGACGCACAUCAAGGUUCCCUCAAGUGCAGCUGGCAGGGUCAUCGGUAAAGGUGGUAAGACGGUAAACGAGUUGCAGAACCUUACGAGCGCGGAGGUCAUCGUACCGCGGGACCAAACUCCUGACGAGAACGACGAGGUCUUUGUGAAAAUCAGUGGGCAUUUCUUUGCCAGCCAGACUGCACAGAGGAAGAUCCGGGAGAUCAUUCAGCAGGUCAAACAGCAGGAACAGAAGCACCAGCAGGGCGCCGCCGUGUCACCGCACCACUCCAAGUGACCAGCCGGGUGGCUCCAGUGGGCACCAGCCAAUGAAUGUAGCCCUCCCAAAUGGACAGAGACCUAUCCAGACUAAGGCCAAGGCCAAGGGGGACAUGCAGGGCAGACCAGCAGCACCGGGAUCAAAACCAAAGAACUUCGCUAGGGGGGACACAAGUGAGAGCCAAAGGCUGAGGGCAUUGUGUGCACUGCCAGCCCUGUGAGAGCAGAUAGAUUGGGAGAAAUCGUACUGAAGCUAAAAAAAAAAAAAUUAAUAAAGAAACAAAAAGACCAAAAAAAAAAAAAAACCUACAAGAAAGGUGGAAAUGGCAGAAAAUUUGGGAACUGUUGUCUUCACGGUUUAAAAAAACUAGUUUGUCGCCCUGCAUAACGUUAUCUCUUUAGUUGGACUAACAUAGGCCUAAAAAGAGAAAAAGCAACUCUAUUUUAACACGAGCGUAUAUGAGGCAUUGUGAUUGAUAUUUUGGGUUAGAGCGAGAGCGAGCGACAGCGGACUCCUUCUCUCACGCGUGUUUGAGAUAUUUAGAUCAAAUAUCCUUAGCAGUAUUAAUGCAGUAGAAACGUGUAUGGAUACACACUGAGAGCAUGCUCUGUUAUUUUAUUCAUCAAAAUGACAGUACAGCUUGGUGUUAGUAUUUUGCUUGUACCUGAGAUUGAUUGAUUGAGUAAUCGAUUGAUUGACAGCCUCCCCUUGUUUGUUCCCAUUUUUAGGCCACUGAAAUUUGAAAAGAAAACCCCUAUAAGUAAAUAAGGUGAAUGGUUCUGAGUCUUUGUAACAAGCCUGUGUGUGUGCCAACGCAAAAGAUAACGUCCCUUUCAAAUAUAUCUCACCAUUCAUAUCUGAUACUAAGCUUAUUUUUUUUAAUUUUUCUCUUUUCUUCUCAUUUCUGCUUCACUUCUCAUCACUCUCUCUCAUCGGACACCAUGUCUUUUCUUUUGUUUUUGUUUGGGUUUUUUCUUUUUUUAAAAAUGGGAUAAAAUUUUUCCGUAGCUUUUUGAUAACCUUGAACUGACUGCCACUUUUGCUCAAGAGAGGUUAAAUGCAACUGAGGGAUUUUUCUUUUUUCUUUCUUUUUUUUUUUUUUUUGUAAUCAGUAAAAUUCUGUCAUGCUGUGCAGUAGACGUCGUCUGUGUUCACGCUCGUCGUCUCCUCUUCAAUCAGAGCAAAAACUGACGUCUUAACGAGCGGUGCGCGUUCGCCCGUUAACCGGUCCUCUUCGAACGCGCGCCGCCACACGCUUGGCCUUAUGAGUACGUCGCAAGGGCCAGCACAGAAUGUGAGCUGAGGGCCCAGUAAAGGAGGGGGACAGGGUUCGGGGCAGGGUUCGGAGGGUUAGGGGGAGGGAGGGUGCAGACCUCUGGUGUGUGGGGUGGCAGCGAGGUUGGAUUUUAGGGAGGCGCUGUAUGACCUGUGGUACACGACCAGCCGCAGCCGCGUUUGGCUUUAAUCCUCUCUUGUCAGGGAGCUUUCUAAAAAUGGCAUGACAGCUGUGAAUGUACAAAAUGCAGCCUUUUUAGAAAAAAAUACAGAUAUCACCCCUGCCGUGUCCAGCAGGCCAGGCCAGCGGCACACGACACACAGAUUGUCAUCCUCUUGCUCUCUCUGUUCUUUUCGCUUUUUUUUUUUUUUAUUUUAUUAUUAAAAAAAAUUAUUUUGGCGAGCUGGCCGCCUGCUCUGUGGGCACGCUGGACACGCAGGUCCUGGUGUCCCUUUGUGCUUUACUUUGAAGAACAUAGAAGCUUGUUGCCUUAUUUUGUCACCUUUCAUACAUCACCCAUCAGCUUCAUCUUCCAGACGCAAGGUUAUUGCCAAUACGCACAGCUUCCUCCGUGUGUGUGUGUGUGUGAGUGUGUGUGUGUGUGUGUAUAUAUAUAUAAAAAGAGAGAGUAAUAUUUAUGAAUCUAUUUUUUCCUAUUUUGUGAUGAGAGCUAUUGAUAAGAAACAAAAAGAAGACAAAGUCCUUUUCUUUUUUUCCUCAGUGGGACACUGCCAUAUUAUUUUGAAGGGAAGUGUUUAUUUUCUUGAAAAAACUAAAACAAAAACUAGACUAUGAAUAAUAAUAUAAUGAAUAAAAACCUGAAAAAAUAGGAGAGCAGUAAAAGUGAACCACCGCGUUAACUUGUGGUCGGGAUGUGAACAGUGCGCAUGUCAGUAUUGUGAUCUACCUCAGGCUUCAGGGUACCUCAGUCCAAUCUUUCAUUUCCCCUUUUUUCCACAUUUUUGUAUGCCUUGUUAACUAAUCAUUUUGAGCGUUUUUAAUUUUCUUUUUUAAUGAAAUGAAAAAAGAGAAAAGAUCUACAGUAAUCUCUACUCUCUUCAGGUCCAGCCGACUAGUGAAACUUUGUAAAAAAAAAAAUCAAAUAAAAAUAACCGUAGUCAACUUUGUCGGACUGUUUGCCUGGACGCCAUACAACCUCUUAAUGAUACAAAAGAAUUUCCAAGUCAGUUUUUUUUUUUUUUUGUUUGCUAGAAAGGAAUGAAGAGCAGGAUCUAAGGGGUACAUACCUGCCCGAUGUGGUUCUGAAUGUGGAUGUUGUGUACUGAUUUCACCUUCAAAGAAAUUAAAGAGAACAAAAAAAAAAGAAAAAUCAGUUGAUAGAAACAGAAACUAACCGACUGUACCUCCUGUUUUUGUUUUUUUUUGUUUGUCUUUCCCAACCGUACCUCCAGGUUUUUUGAGACUUUUAACAAACCACGACGUUUAUUCACUUGUGGAAAAAAAUAACAUAAAAAAAAUUUUCUUUUUUUUUUUAUAACAACCCAAUUUUACCAGCUCUAUUUGAUAACAGCAUCCUCUGGGGUUGAUUUGAUGAAAACACAAAGCUGCAAAAAUACACUGACAGGACUCUUGAACGUGGUGUGAAGCCCUAGUCUUCUGUGUAGAAUGUAGAACAACUCUAGUCGUUGAAAUGUCACUGUGUACGACAGGAUAACUGUAUAUCUGUAAACAUGUACAAUAGUCGCACAUUAAUGCAUCGUUUUCUGUCUCUCUAUAACACCUACCAGUCUGCGCCUGCAUUGUGAGAAAUGGUGGGAGAAGUUUAGAGCGUCACAGGUUCCCUCAAGCUGACCUCUAAAUGGUUCUCUCAUCGAUCUACCGGUUAUUAAAUUUUUUUUGUGCUGUACAUUUCAGAAUUACCUCUGAAUCCAAGGCUGACUUAGUUACAGUUACUAAAACCUGUGUAGGGCAAAAGAAUUAAAUAAAUAAAUGAUGUAGUGAAAGUUAGUUUGUUUUUGGCGCUAUUUUAGGGAUUUUUUUUCAUCAGAUGAGGAUUUGUUUUUUUUUUUUGGUCCCAGUGAACACAGAUUAGCAAAAUAAAACAAAGGUCUAUCAAACUCACACAAUGCCUGGGGCUGCUUCAGCACGCCUCCACCACAGCCGGUACAGUACCUCAUACUGAUGAUGUUAGCUCGCCAGACCUGAUUCAAUUACCCUGACCUUACCCACAUGAAUGCAGUACGGUGCUUCUGUUGGAGCGCAUGACUCCUGCGGUGGGCUGCUUCACUUUAGUAGGGCAUGUCUGUUCGCAGUAGCACUGGAAAAUUGAAUUUUGUCACUUACGGUUUGUCUGACUGGCAGGAGUAGGUUUUUUUUCCUCUUUUUUUUUUCUUUUUUUUCCCUUUUUCCUAGAGCAGAUUUGAAGUUCUUUUCUCGCAUUGCAGAGGACUCCUCAGGCCUCUGCCUCUCUUGUGUUUUUGGCUCUUUAUUAGAAGAGCAGGUUUCCCUACAGCCACAGUCUGAGGCAAAACCUGCAAACAUCAUAGUAACUUCUUUUUUUUUUUUUUUUUUACUUCCAAGGAUUUUGGUGUUUCUAGGUUCAGUAGGGUGUUGCUAGGCAUUAAUUUCAGUAUCAGAAAAAACACACUUGCAUCACUGAGGACGCACAGUGCUGUUAGUCAUAUCGCACAGCGGUUGAAUAACUUAGGCUUUAUUUUGUUUUCUGUUGAUCUGGUUUUCUUGUCAGUUACACUGAUUAAAUAAUGUCGUCUGGAGCAGUAGCCGGGAUUCUUUAAUAUCCAGUCAUGUUAGAUCACUACUUGCUGUUAAAUUGUGUCCUAGCUAGGAUUUUAAACAGAUUUGAAGAUUGGGAUGGGGGAGGGGGGGAGAUAAGAAAAAGAAAAUGCAAAGUAGAUAUGAGUGGGCAGAGUAACCAGGUCUGAAAAUAAAAGUGCUGGUAAAAGUUGUUCUGCCUACGGGACUGAAUAUUCAACACCAUCCAAAAUAACAAAAACAAGUAUGGAUCAGGUGAUGAAGGAUCAAGUCUGGUCAGAUGUGCAGAACCACAGCAGUGUUUUUUUUGUUUGUUUUUUUGUCGUCCUAACUUGUGAACUGAGAAAAAUGCAAAGACUUGCAUGAGACUAUUGCAGGCGAUCCAGUAUGUACUACACGUCAUAUAGCACUAUACUUCAAUUUGUGGUUUUACAUCGAUCCGACUCUUAACUGCUCUUCACCAUUUGGGAGAUUCCUUUUGUUUCCUCAGUAGGUCACAAACCCUCACGUCCUACAUUUCCCACAGGCCAAAAGGUCCCAAAAACACCUCAAGGUAAUUGGUGACUGUGCACUGGACAGACAUACGAUCCAUUGUUACUACAUCUCGUGGAUCUGUGCCUUUCUGGUAACAGCCAUGCUGUUGUUUUGAGUUGUGAGUGAACUGUAUUGCUGAGCAACCUGGAUCUGAGCAAUAAAGAAUAUUUGAAAGAAAA